This is a messenger RNA of Effrenium voratum, 1860 nucleotides long. The record is from the annotation of a GenBank genome assembly. Lineage: Eukaryota; Dinophyceae; Suessiales; Symbiodiniaceae.
AUGGCCAUGAGGUGGCUGAUGAUGUUGCCCUUCACUGCUGGGCUGCCAGUUGGGCCCCUGCCCAUGCCCAUGGUGCAGCAGAUCCGCUUCAAGCAGAGCCCCUACUUCUUCGUGCCGGCGCAGCUGCUGCUGAACGCGAGCUUCCGAAACUCCUGGCAGUGCGAGGAGCAGCCGGAGCCCUUCUUCUGCGACGUGGGCCUGGGCUUCUCCGCUGGCCGCGGCUGGCGCUGCGACGGCAGGAGCUUUGACCACACGAUGGAUGCCGACACCGAGGGCAUCUUCUUUGAUCGCGACCUGCAGUGCAACGGCACCGUGUCUUGGGAGGCAGCGCUGCCUUCCAAUGGCCUGCACUUUGUGGAGAUUUUCCUGGAUGUUCUACCAGAGCAGUACUCCCAAGGCGGCUGUUGGCUCAACAGCUACCAGAUGACCGUGUCAAAUCCCCGUGCCCAGCAGCGGCUGCGGUUUCGCGGUCUCUUCCAGGUGCUGGUGGCGGAUCGGCGCGUGAUGCUCAGCGGCACCUCCUUGGCCUGCGGGCGGCUGCUGGCGCUUGCGGUGACCAAGGUGAACCCUUGGGUUGCCAACAUCAAGUGCUGGGACUUCAAGCAGUACGAGUACCACAGCUGUUGCACCGUGCACGACGCCUCCCAAAGCUUCGACUGCUUCGACCGCCUUAACACCUUCGAGCGCUGCUGCCGGACUCCCACCGCGGACCUCGCCUCUGCCGUGUCGAGUCUCUUCGGCGCGCGGCCGACGGAAGCUCGGAGCCACUGCGUCUUCCCGCACUGCCAGCGGCGAUGCCUGGGCGCCGGCAGGGGCUUCUAUGCGGAGCCGCGAUGGGUGGCCGCUGCGCCGUACCCCAAGCCCCUACGGUGCGAGAACAUGUCACUGUAUCCUUUGACCUACUCCGUGCCGGGCGAGCUGGUGGUCGAGUGCCUGCCUGUGAAGAGCCACGACUUCGCCCUCGCCUGGCCAGGUGACACAACCACCUACGUCUUUUCACAAUUGGACGACGCCGUCGCCAUUUCGGAGUACUUCCGCAUGUACCAGGAGGCCAUGUUCGCGGUGACCACCCGCAAGAGCGGCAACGAUGCAGGCCGGCACGUGGAGAUUUUGGCGUCUGGGUGCGUGCCGGUGAUGCCGGACGUCGGGGAGACCUUCAAUCAUUCCUUGGCGCACCACAACAAGGAGCUAUUGGCCAAAGUGCUUCGCCUUCCAGGGCUGGGGGUCGGCAUACUGGACGUUGAGAACUUUGACGGGGAAGCCUACCUCCAGCUGGCGCAGGACUUGUUGCUGUGGACCCGGCAUCGUCUUACUACCGCGGCCAUGGCGGAGUACUUCCUGUCCGUGCUGGGCUACAAUUCCUCGUCCGAGAGGGAACAUUUGCAAUUCCUCUUCCUUGUGCCGGAGCAGCAGUCGCACAUGCCAGUCUCCUCCUUCAUGCUGCUGCACGGGCUCCGGGAGAUCUUGGGGCCCGAGCGGCUGGUGGACUAUCCUUUGAAGCAGUCUGUCUAUGAGCCUGCUCCUGGACGACUUGCGGGCGCAUCUAGAGGCCCGCGGCACCCCUUCAUGCUGGCGCGCUGGCGCCUGCCUUGGGUCUCGCUGAAUCGUGAGAAGAGACAGCUGGAGAAGCAGCUGUCGGAGCAGUAUUUCAGCCACGUGGUCUAUGCCUUUCUUCAGCCGUCAGACCUGGAUGCAGCGGUGCUGCGCUUCGUGCCGAAGGAGCGCCUCAUCGGCGUGAAAGGCUACGACCACAUGCCCACGCAGCUUCUGUCAUGGGCGCGGCGCAUGGGCACCAUGUUUGGCUACAACUUGGAAGACAGCUGCGAAGCCGGUCCUGACAGCGACCCCUUUGCCACAUGA